Molecule: messenger RNA, 2283 nt
Organism: Kazachstania africana CBS 2517
Lineage: Eukaryota; Fungi; Ascomycota; Saccharomycetes; Saccharomycetales; Saccharomycetaceae
Product: transient receptor potential ion channel family protein
Exons: 1
Coding region: 1-2283 (760 amino acids)
Biological process (GO): fungal-type cell wall biogenesis; transmembrane transport
Source: RefSeq, a predicted model, not a curated record
AUGAACGUUUUAUUCGAGCUCAUUGCAAUAUUCACUUUGUUGGUCAGUUUUACAAAUGCCAAGAGAAAAUUGGUCGCUACAUCUCUAGUAACGUGUAUGGAACACUCCCAAUUGGCUUCAAACAGUUUUAGUGUCGUCUUUGAUCCCGAUGACAGGUCGUUGCAUUACAAAUUGGAUUUAACUACAACAAUGAGUUCCUAUAUUUAUGCAGAUAUUGAUGUAUACGCAUAUGGCUUCAAGAUAAUCACCAAAAAUGUCGAUCUUUGUGAAAUAGGAUGGAAACAAUUCUGUCCCGUUCAUCCCGGCGAUAUUCAAAUCGAAGCCAUAGAAUACAUUUCAGAAGAAUAUGUGGAGGAAAUACCUGGAAUUGCUUAUACUGUGCCUGAUAUUGAUGCCUUCGCAAAAGUGAAAAUAUACUCGAAUACUUCUGAAUAUUUAGCCUGUCUGCAAGUGUACUUCUCAAAUGGUAAGACCGUUUCACAGCUUGGAGUUAAAUGGGCCACUGCGGUGAUUGCCGGUUUGGGGCUGUUGUUAUCUGCUUUACUGUCUGCUUUUGGUAAUUCUACAGCUGCCUCUCAUAUUUCUGCUAAUACCAUGUCAUUAUUCGUUUAUUUUCAAAGUGUUGUAGUAGUCGCCAUGGAGCAUGUUCAAAGAGUGCCUCCAAUUGCAGCCUCUUGGGCAGAAAACCUAGUGUGGUCAAUGGGUUUGAUAAGAGUAACAUUCAUGCAAAAGAUAUUUAGGUGGUACAUUGAUAAUACAGGUGGGACUUCUAGUCUUUACUUGACAUCAAAAACUAUGAAUGUUCUUACUCAGAAGAGAGACAUGUGGAAAAGAAGUACCAAUGAUGGUGUAUUGUAUGGUAACUCUAACACUUUGAUUUUUAGAGGUAUAAGAAGGCUGGGUCACAGAAUGAACAUAGAGGAAACAUCGAUUGUAGUAACUAGCUUUACAUUUUUCGUACUAUGCGGUUACGUUCUGGCUGGGUUCAUCAUAUUGUGCAGAACACUUAUUGAAUUGUUCAUGAGAGCGCAUUGGAUUACUCCAAAUCAUAAGAAAUUGUACUACUAUUGUCAAGAAUUUAAUAAUAACUGGAAAAUUAUUCUGAAAGGCUCAAUGUUAAGAUAUAUUUAUAUUGGGUUUGCUCAAUUGACUAUUUUUAGCUUUUGGGAAUUUACUGUAAGAGAUUCUCCAGCAGUAAUAGUUAUCUCAUGUCUAAUGGUUAUGUUGGCAUGCGGUCUUAUGAUUUGGGCUUCUUAUAGAACAGUCCAUUUUGCGAGGGAGUCAAUCAAGACCUAUAAUAACCCCGUGGCUAUAUUGUAUGGCGAUGAUUACGUCUUAAACAAGUAUGGUUUUUUCUAUACAAUGUUUAACGCUAACAGUUAUUGGUGGAAUAUUCUAUUACUUUCCUACGUCUUUGUUAAAUCUUUGUUCAUUGGAUUUGCUCAGGCCUCUGGGCAAACACAGGCUAUGGCGGUAUUUAUUCUGGAUUUGGUUUACUACAUUCUUUUGAUCCGUUACAAGCCGUAUUUGGACACACCUACAAAUAUAAUGAUUAUUUUUACACAAACCAUUAUUGUCAUCAAUUCAUUCCUAUUUUUAUUCUUCUCCGGCAUUUUCAGGCAAAGUUAUAAAGUUUCUGCCAUUAUGGGAUGGGUCUUUUUUAUUAUGAAUGCCGCUUUCUCAUUUAUUCUAUUGUUGAUGAUCUUGGCAUUUACUAUGAUGAUUAUCUUCUCCAAACAUCCUGAUUUAAGGUUUAAACCUGCUAAGGACGACAGAAAGUCAUUUCAAAGAUCUAAAAUUACAUAUGGCAAAUAUGGUAAAUUGUCACCUUUCGAUGAUAAGUUUGCUGGUGAUACGACUGAUGAACCAAUUGCAAAAGAACUCUUGGAGUUGGGUACUGUAGCAAAAGAUCAUAACGCCAAUUGGGAGACUGAUGUUGCUAUAAUAGAGACAAGCGAAAGUAGUAAUAGUAACAGUAAGAUGUCGAAUAGUAGAUCUACUAGAACCCGAAAUCCCUUCACCUCCAGUACUUCUAGUGGGCCUCUGUAUGAAAAAGAAAGUGUAAAUGAUGCUGAAAUCAAUGAUUAUAGCAACAAUAUGGAACAGAAUGGUCAAACGGAACGAAAAUUAUCAAACAAAUUUUUGAAACAAUUGCCUUUCAAGAAAAGUUAUAAAGCUGAACUACCAUCGAAUACAAAUACCGAAAACAACAACCAUGGAACAGAUAACGAGGAUGAAUACACAGAUAUUCGUACGGAAUCUAUCAUUCCAAGCUCUUUUUAA